Molecule: messenger RNA, 2422 nt
Organism: Dendrobium catenatum
Lineage: Eukaryota; Viridiplantae; Streptophyta; Magnoliopsida; Asparagales; Orchidaceae
Product: RNA N6-adenosine-methyltransferase mettl16
Exons: 8
Coding region: 435-1856 (473 amino acids)
Biological process (GO): rRNA base methylation
Cellular component (GO): nucleus
Molecular function (GO): 23S rRNA (adenine(1618)-N(6))-methyltransferase activity
Source: RefSeq, a predicted model, not a curated record
CCUGCGAACUCCCAUUUUCCGUUUAGUCUGCCCUAACUUACUUUCAAAUUCUCGCCCAACAAGAUGGGAGAAAAACGGCAUGAGGAAGGCUAUGAUAUAAAUUAGGGAUUUGGGUAGUAUAAGUCUAAUAUUAAUGUAUGAGACGAUUUCUUCUCGACGCUGCAACCUCCGGCGUGACUCUGUGAUCUCCUUUCCCCGCGACCGACAAAUUCUCUCAAGUCUGUGCAGCGGGAAAGUGGGAAUGUUGGGGCGGCGAAGAGGAGAUGCGAAGGUGGGAGCAUAGUUGAGAUUAUAACUCUAACGUAGUUUUCGUAGGUUAACAGAGCAGAGUAUAUGAGCACUUGCUUUUUAGAAGGGCGGGAAGCUGCCAAGUCCCAACGGUUUCAACCCGUUCUAGGGUUUUAUUUAUCCUCCUCUUUUAUCGACAUAGAGAAAUGUUGAGCAGAAAGAGGAGGCGGGAAGAGCCGCCGUCGAUCCAUCCUCGUAAUCGCUACGCCGAAAAUCCACCGGACUUUGCGCAACUCGCAUCACUCUAUCCCUCAUUCGAGCCCUUCGUCUUCUUCUCCCGCUCAGGCCGCCCUACCAUCGACUGGAAAGACUUCAACGCUACCCGCGAACUCACCCGCGUCCUCCUUCUACACGACCACGCCGUGAACUGGUGGAUUCCUGAUGGGCAGCUCUGCCCGACGGUGCCAAAUCGAUCAAAUUAUAUUCACUGGAUUAAUGAUCUGCUUUCUUCUGAGCUUAUACCCGCAACACAUGGAUCGGAUCACAGAAUCAAAGGCUUCGACAUUGGAACUGGCGCUAAUUGUAUUUACCCGCUUCUUGGUGCAUCUUUGCUAGGAUGGAGUUUUGUUGGGUCUGAUGUAACAGAAGUUGCUUUAGAGUGGGCUACAAAAAAUGUGGAGAGCAACCCCCACCUAUUGGAACUCAUCAAGAUUAGGAAUGCUAAUGAUCCAUUUAGUUUAGGUGGUUUUACAUCGAGUAGAAGAGAUAUCACCAAUGAGAGUAAUCCCGAUCUGUGUAUUGAAGAGAACACUCAGCCUCUAUGUCAAGAUCUAAAGGAGCCUAGUGCCCUAGAUCCUCCAGUACUUGUAGGUGUUGUUAAAGAUGGUGAAAGUUUUGACUUUUGCAUGUGCAAUCCUCCAUUUUUUGAGAGCUUUGAGGAAGCCAAUCUCAAUCCUAGGACUUCAUGUGGAGGGACAGCGGAGGAGAUGGUUUGCCCCGGUGGAGAAAAAGCUUUUAUCACUCGCAUCAUUGAGGAUAGUGUUGUUCUCAAACGUUCUUUCAGGUGGUUCUCAACAAUGGUUGGGAAAAAGGCCAACUUAAAGUUUCUAAUAUCAAAGCUCCGUGAGGUUGGGGUGUCUGUAGUGAAGACAACAGAGUUUGUCCAAGGUCAAACAGCUCGAUGGGGCCUUGCAUGGAGUUUCAUUCCCCCAAGCAAGGAUUUUAUUUCAUCUAAUACACCUAUGAGAAGCCAAAUUUCCUUUACACUUGAGGGCUUGAAACGUCAGUGUGGUGCAUUUCAAGUAUUAAAAUCAAUGGAAUCUUUUUUCUUGGAUAAAGGCAUUUCUUGCAAAAUUGACCUUUCUUCCUUUUCUAUGACGGUUACUUUAUCUGAGGUACAAGUUAAUAUAGCUCCUAAAAAUGGUCUGGAGUUGUUAAAAGCUGGUGAAAACCAACCAUCAAAGUCACAAUGUGUAUUUUGUGUUUCGUUACUUGAACAGAUCCCAGGUACACUUCUUGUGAGAUGGUCAUCGUCAGCAAAAGAUAGACCAGCAGUCUCAGGUGGGUUCAAUUCGUUUUUUAAUCAGUUGGAGGAAUACCUGAGAAAGGAGUUCAGUCUCAAAGCCUGAAGCUAUCCCUCAAAAAAUAAGCUAAAGUAUUGCUAAAUGAGGUAGAGAUGGCAUCACUCUCUAGAGUACGAACUUUUAUUAAAUCCGGUGUAAGGAUGCAGAGGAACGUCCGGUUGGAGGCAAAAUUCCGCCAAAAAACUCGGUAUUUGCUUGGUACAAUUAGGUAUUAUUUGAUAUUAAUGAGAAAUACCGCUCUUUGAAGAUCAAUAUCAAAUUAUACCGAGCUGUACCGAAAAAUACCGAAUUGUACUUGGUACAACUUUUGUAUAACUCGGCAUUUCAAAAUUUAGCUCAGUAUAACUCGAUAUUGGGUUUUUAAAUGAUGGUAUUCCUCAUUAUUGUUUGGUAUUGCUCGGUAUUUACUCGGUACAACUUAUUCUUUGGCAGGAUUUGGCCUCCGAACGUUCCUCGGCGUCCGGUCAAAGGAUGUAAUAAUUUUUCAGUACAAACAGUGAAGUUUGUAUAAAUGCAUGCAUGCUCUGUUUUUUUGUUUAUUAUUUUUAUAGGUUAACAAUAUGUAAUUUUUUUUCAUGAAUAGUAAAAAAGGGGUUUUAACUUAUUGGUUU